Messenger RNA from Cladophialophora immunda, 1730 nucleotides. RefSeq lists its product as uncharacterized. Gene Ontology annotation, molecular function: iron ion binding; oxidoreductase activity, acting on paired donors, with incorporation or reduction of molecular oxygen; heme binding. The record is from RefSeq and is a predicted model, not a curated record. The coding region runs from base 59 to 1612 and encodes 517 amino acids. The transcript has 2 exons. NCBI's taxonomy places the organism in Eukaryota, Fungi, Ascomycota, Eurotiomycetes, Chaetothyriales, Herpotrichiellaceae.
GUAACCAUCCCUCACCCAGUCUCUUCUGUUGUACACCAUUGCUUCGUAUACCAACAAAAUGCUGUUGUCACCUUUCUUGUCAAAGGACAAUGUUGUCUUCGGUUUUGAAAUUCUCAUUCCUAGCAUCAUUGUUUAUGUCUUUGCCUGCGCCAUCUACAAUCGCUAUUUUCACCCGCUGAAAGAUAUUCCUGGACCGUUUUGGGCUUCGAUCACCAGUCUCUGGUACUUCAGAGCGGUGCGAAAUGGUCGAGGUCAAGACUACCAACUCCCCAUCCACAAGAAAUAUGGCCCCAUGGUCCGGCUUGCCCCCAAUCAGGUUCAGAUCGCGGACGCUUCCGCCAUCGAAACCAUAUACGGUCCCAAAUAUGAGUUUACCAAGGGCGACUUUUACAACAAUUUCCUGACACACAUUUCCAAGCGUAAGGAUAGCUUCGCCGAACGGGACGAAGCAGCUCACACGUGGCGACGACGGACAGUGGCGCACCUGUACACUCAAGCCGCUGUUCUGGAAUACGAGCCCUGCGUCGACAGGGUCAUCGCUCUCUUCCGCAAGCAGAUGGAUCAUUUCGCCGACACGGGAGAGGUCUUUGAUGUGUCUGUUUGGAUCCGCAAGUACACUUUUGACAUUAUCGGGGAGAUAUUCUACGGGCGUGAAGGUGGCUUUGGCUUCAUCAGAGAUAACAUCGAUUACAACAAUUGGUGCCAUUUGAUGGAUGUCAUGCCCAACCCUGCCGCGGCAUUGAACAACCUGCCGUGGGGUUUCCGAAAUCUAUAUUUUCUGUCCCAGAUGAUCUACCCGGCGACACGUGCUGGAGCCAAGGGGUUCUUUACCGUCAUUGACCAAUCCCACGCAGCCGUGAAGCAGCGGCUAGAUGACAUGGCGGCGGGGAGACCGUACAACAGGAACGACGUCCUCAGCAAACUCAUCGACAUCUCCAACGACCCGAAGAACGACUUCGGCAUCCUCGACGUCACCACGGAGCUCUGGGCGAUGAUCUGGGCGGGCUCCGACACCACGUACAUCGCUCUAACCUCGAUCUUCUACUACCUGCACAAGAACCCGCCCACGCUAGCCAAACUGCGCGCCGAGAUCGAAGAGGCCUUUACCAACGGCACCCUCAAGUACCCGAUCCGCUACAACGACGCCAUCAAGCUGCCUUACCUCCACGCGGUUGUCCGCGAGGCGAUGCGCAUGCACGGGUCGCUGGGCACGGGCCUGCCGCGGAUCGUGCCGUACCCGGGCGUGGAGAUCUGCGGGCGGUUUUUCCCUGGGGGCACGACGGUGCUAAUGAACGCCAACGCCGUGCACUUUGACACGGCCGUCUUCGGCGCCGACGCCGAACAGUUCAUCCCGGAGCGCUGGUUCCGCGACGGCGAGAAGGCGGCCGCCAACAUGGAGCGGCACAUGAUGCACUUCGGCUACGGCAAGCGCAUCUGCAUCGGCAAGCACAUCACCACCACCGAGAUGUACAAGCUGCUGCCCGCCGUCCUCCGGGACUAUGAGUUCGACCUCCACAUGGACGGCAAGGAGUGGACCGUCUGGCAGGGCUGGUUCCACCAGCAGAAGGACGUCACGGUCACGGUCCGGAGGAGGCACACGGACCAGGUGUGAGGUGAGCGCUUGAUCUGGCUACAGGCCCAGGUGGACAUUGGUUGAUAAGGGUGGGUGAUCUGAAUUCAUGUUGAGAGACAAAAGCACCAAGUGAGUGUUCUACAGUGGAAUGAGCUCG